CCUCCGCGCAUGGAGAGGGAAGAGAGGUACCUGGAGCUCUACCUGGACCGGUGCACCGCCCAGGAUGACCUCGCCCCACCGGGGUUGCCCCUGCUCAGCCCAGUUGCACCUUAUGAUGUCUACAUAUAUAAUUCAUCCAACCCAGAGGCUGUGUUUAAUUCACAUCUUGAAGAAGUCAAAGAAAUAACUGGUGGUUUCUCAUCUGUGGAUCUUAGCUUCCUACCAGAUGAACUUACCCAAGAAAAUAAAGACCAGACUGUCAUUAGAAGCAAGGGUGAGGAGGAUGAAGAAAAUUGUAAAACUCAAAGUCCGCCAAGUAAACUGCCAUUAUCCAGCCAACAGGACGUUGGCCUGGGCUUAAACAGCAGCAGUUCGUCAAAUUCCCACUCAGACCUGCACCCUGGGGAUGCUGACUCUGUUCAGCACUCUCCUGAGAAACCAGACUCCUUGCCUCUGGCGUCCAUAGCUCCCAUGACACCAAUGACCCCUGUUUCAGAAGGUUCAGGGAUUGUGCCUCAACUACAGAAUAUAGUUUCCACUGCAAACCUUGCCUGUAAAUUGGAUCUGAAGAAAAUAGCUUUGCAUGCAAAAAAUGCAGAAUAUAACCCAAAGAGGUUUGCUGCUGUCAUAAUGAGGAUCCGAGAGCCCAGGACAACAGCCCUCAUAUUUAGCUCUGGGAAAAUGGUCUGCACAGGAGCCAAAAGCGAAGAGCAGUCUCGACUGGCGGCGAGGAAGUAUGCUCGUGUGGUGCAGAAGCUCGGGUUCCCCGCAAGAUUCCUCGAUUUUAAAAUUCAGAACAUGGUUGGAAGCUGUGAUGUGAGAUUUCCCAUCAGGCUGGAAGGUUUGGUGCUAACCCAUCAGCAGUUCAGUAGUUAUGAACCUGAAUUGUUUCCUGGCCUUAUUUAUAGAAUGGUAAAACCACGAAUUGUGCUGCUUAUCUUCGUAUCUGGAAAAGUUGUGUUGACAGGUGCCAAAGACCGUUCUGAGAUCUAUGAAGCAUUUGAAAACAUCUAUCCCAUUCUAAAGGGUUUUAAAAAAGCCUGA
Eptesicus fuscus (big brown bat) is the source of this 1044-nucleotide messenger RNA. RefSeq names its product TATA-box binding protein like 2 (gene TBPL2). Lineage: Eukaryota; Metazoa; Chordata; Mammalia; Chiroptera; Vespertilionidae. Gene Ontology annotation, molecular function: DNA binding; RNA polymerase II general transcription initiation factor activity. The transcript is spliced from 7 exons. Bases 10 to 1044 code for a protein of 344 amino acids. Gene Ontology annotation, biological process: DNA-templated transcription initiation. The record is from RefSeq and is a predicted model, not a curated record.